AGACAAAUUUGCGCGGGUUCGGACGCGGGACGGUCAGCCAUGGAGGCUUUCCGUGAUAUGGAGGACGUGAGCUUCUGGCUGCUGAACCUGCUGGGUGCCAACCGCGCCGAGACGCAGCAGCGGAAAGUGCUCGGGCGCCACGAGCAGAUGGUGGAGCGGCUGCUGGAGACGCAGGACGGCGCCGACCAGCAGCUUCGCGAGACCCUGGCUGUGGAGGAGGAAGUGGCUCGGAGCCUUCUUGAAUUGAAGGAGUGCACAAGCCUGGGAGGCACGGAGCUACAGCAGCUGGAAGUCGAGAUCCAGAAGGCCAGCAAGGAGGAUGCCUGUGUGCAGGCCAGGCUCUGCCAGCUCACCACAGAGCUGCAGGAGCUCAGGGAGAUGGAGGCGGACCUCCAGCGGCAGGAGAGAGAAAUGGACGAGGACACCACCAUCACCAUCCCCUCUGCAGUGUAUGUGGCUCAGCUCUAUCACCGAAUUAGCAAAAUAGAGUGGGAUUAUGAAUGCGAGCCAGGGAUGAUCAAGGGCAUCCACCACGGCCCCACCGUGGCCCAGCCUAUCCACCUGGACAGUGCGCAGCUGUCCCAGAAGUUCAUCAGCGACUACCUCUGGAGCCUCGUGGACACCACGUGGUAGCCAGGCUUGACCCCACGCCUUGCACAGAAUUGGGGUUGAGGGAGCCCAGCAGGGAUCACUCUAAAAUUAAAUAUCUGUCUGUAAAUUA
Molecule: messenger RNA, 721 nt
Organism: Meriones unguiculatus (Mongolian gerbil)
Lineage: Eukaryota; Metazoa; Chordata; Mammalia; Rodentia; Muridae
Gene: Spc24
Product: SPC24 component of NDC80 kinetochore complex
Exons: 5
Coding region: 40-633 (197 amino acids)
Source: RefSeq, a predicted model, not a curated record